UCUUGGGCCACCCCACCCCCCCUCUCUCUCUCUCUCUCUCUCUCUCUCUCUCAAUCUCUCUCUCUCUCUCUCUCUUUUUUCCUGGUCUUGCAUAAGUUCCUUGGGAUAGAAAUUCCUCUGCGUUACUGCAGCCUGUAGGCUCAAAGUCUCCACUUCUGCACAGAGCGUUCCAGGAUCGAGAGAGGAGCCAUGUCGAGCGCAGGUGCGUGGAGCUGUGUGCUGCUGUGCCUCUCGGGACUUCUCCUCCUCUCGCCACUCUUCCACUCCGGGGUCCACGCCGGUAAAGUCCUGGUCUUCCCCGUGGACGGCAGCCACUGGGUGAACAUGAAGCUCCUCAUCCAGGGCCUCCACGAGCGCGGGCACCGGAUCACGGUGGUGCGCACGGCCAGCACCUGGUACAUCAAGGAGGAGUCGCCGUACUACGACUCCAUCACCGUGGCCCUCCCCGAGGCCAUCAACAUCGAGGACGAGGACUUCUUCGUGUCGCUCCUCAGCCGGAUGCUGGAGAUCCAGCGGGCGGGCGCGUCGCCGCUGGCGUUCGCCUCCUUCUUGUGGGUGAUCCUCAACGGGCUGUCGGACAUCCACCGGCAGGGCAGCCAGCUGGCCGUGGAGGUGUUCGAGAACCGGCCGCUGAUGGAGCGCCUGCGGGCGGAGCGGUACGACAUCGUGCUGACCGACCCGGGCCUGGCGGCGGGCGUCCUGGUGGCGCACGAGCUGCGGCUGCCCACGGUGUUCAACGUGCGCUGGAUCACGAGCGGCGAGGGUCACUUCGUCGUGGCCCCCUCGCCCAUCUCCUACGUGCCCACCUCGGGCUCCAACGUGUCCGACAGGAUGACCUUCGUCGAGCGCCUGAAGAACGCCCUGCACUACCUCCUCAACGUCUGCAUCGACCGCUACGUGGUCUGCCCGCACUACGACCGCAUCGUGGCCAAGUACUUCGGCCCGGACGUCGACUUCUACCAGCUGCUGCAGGCCAGCGACCUCUGGCUGAUGCGCGUCGACUUCGUGUUCGAGUUCCCGCGCCCGACCAUGCCCAACGUCGUCUACAUCGGCGGCUUCCAGUGCAAGCCGGCCGAGCCGCUGCCCGACGACCUGGAGGCGUUCGUCGAGGGCUCGGGGGAGCACGGCGUCAUCCUGAUGUCCCUGGGCACGCUCGUCAAAGGCUUUCCCGUCGACAUCACCUCGGAGAUCGCUGCCGCCUUCGCCCGACUCCCGCAGCGGGUCAUCUGGAGAAACCCGGGCGAGCGCCCCAACAACCUGGGCAACAACACCCUGCUGGUCCCGUGGAUGCCCCAGAACGACCUGCUGGGGCACCCCAAGGUGCGGGCCUUCGUGGCGCACGGGGGCACCAACGGCAUCUACGAGGCCAUCUACCACGGCGUGCCCAUCGUCGGCGUGCCGCUCCUCUUCGACCAGUUCGAGAACGUGCUGCGGCUCGAGGUCCGCGGCGCGGCCAAGGUGAUCGACGCCUCCAAGAUCGACCGGCAGAACUUCGGGGAGGCGCUGCAGGAGGUGCUGCACACGCCCUCGUACCGGGAGAACAUGCAGCGUCUCUCGCGCCUCCACAAAGACCGGCCCAUGCACCCCUUAGACAGCGCCAUCUACUGGACGGAGUUUGUCAUGCGCCACAAAGGGGCGGCGCACUUGCGCACCGAGUCGUACAAGAUGCCCUGGUACUCGUAUCACUCUGUGGAUGUGGUAGUGUUCCUGUGCGCGGUGUUGACGGGGAUUAUGGGUAUUGUAGUCUUCACAAUUCGCUUCCUGUGUCUCAGACUGUGCAGGAGAGGCAAGUCAAAGGUGGAAUGAAGGGAAACUGUGGGGGGGGAAAGGGGGGGGUUGUUGUCAAGCAUUAACAAAAAAUGCACUGGAAGUAAUCAUGCAUUUCUGAAGGAAGAGUGAACAUUUGUUUCUCAUUAAGCUUUUACAUGAUUGUCUUUCAUUGCCAAUAAAAUGUGACUAUUCGAAUAUGUAAUAGUCAUUUCUUCAGAACUCUAAAGGCAGUUUUGUAGAAAAAGAAAAUAACAUACUUUAUGCAGCUUUAUGGGCAUGUUGUUCAACCAGGUGAAAGCUUUACCAUACACUACAAAUGUAUAUGCUAUAAAAUUAUUAUUUACCCUACUUAGUGUUCAUGGUUUUAAAUAUGGAAAAAAACAUGAAGGGAUUCUUACAUUUGCCAUUUAUCCGAGAGUGCACUCAAGGAGUUGGUCCAACUUUUCUCUUUAUCUUAAUGCUCAGUCCUAACUCCUUAAAGGAACACGUCAUUUUUUGGGACUCAUUCACUGAAUUCCCCAGAGUUAGAUGAAGUCAAUACAUAGCCUACCUUUCUCAUCUCCAUACAUGUGGUUACUCGGACUGACACACUCACCACUAGCCUAGCUUAGCACAAGUGCCUCGAAGUGGCCAGUUUCGUUAGCUUACACCUCCUAAUAGUGACAAAAUAAUUCCUACAUUUUCCUAUUCACAUGCUGUGCUUUGUAUAGGACCAAAACAAGCAUAUACUACCUGGAGGAAGAAAUGGCUUUGUUUCUAAGAAAGAUGAUCCCAGGAACUACUCAGGUGUGGAAGGAGAUUAUAACCCAGUGCAUAAGCUUCUGAUGUAAUGCAAUGAGAUGGUAUCAGUUACUGCACGAAUCAGGUUACUACAGCUUCAGAUACUUUGUACUUUAUACUUGAUCUUUUUCAUUAUCAUUAUUUAGCAGAAAUGGUUUGGAAAUUAACACUUGUAUAGCUAUUCAUUCUAAAUGCCAUUGAAUAUUAUUUUGUGUUUUUUUUUUUUUUGCUGAUACAAUGAUACAGUACAUGUACUGUAAAUGAUCAAACACAUUUGAAAAUAUCAAAACAUUUAUUGUAAUGCCAGAGUGUUGUACCGUGAAGCCGUGAAAGGCCUUUCUCAGUGGUUCUCCAAACCAACAAUGUCACUGUCCAUGUUUCACGACAAUAAACCCUUGCCUUGUUUGUCCAUGGCACAUGACACAAGUUGUGGUCAGUGCAUAAUGAUA
Molecule: messenger RNA, 2999 nt
Organism: Sardina pilchardus (European sardine)
Lineage: Eukaryota; Metazoa; Chordata; Actinopteri; Clupeiformes; Clupeidae
Product: UDP-glucuronosyltransferase 2C1-like
Exons: 2
Coding region: 190-1806 (538 amino acids)
Molecular function (GO): UDP-glycosyltransferase activity
Source: RefSeq, a predicted model, not a curated record